AAUAUAUCAGAAAAAAUAAUUUUACUUUGGUUGGCACGUUGAUCCCUUAAUACAAUGUCGUGGUCAUAACAGCUGAGAUGUUUUCUUUAAUUAUGCAGAUAACUGUGCACAUAUUCGAAUCGUACAUGUUGGCUCUCCACAAUAAACAACUGACAUUAAAGAUAUCUAGUGGUAUACGAAGGAGGUCGGAGCAGACUGUCCACUUGUUGCAUUUGACAUAGGCUACCACCUCGUAAUAAUUGCGACUGAUUUGGCCCUGAGAAGAUAACAAGAAUCGCUUGAACGGGUUCGCUCUGCCGUGACGUAACAGGUCUGGAGCUGGCGAGCCCAAGCCGGAGGCGCCGUGAGGGGAGCGAAACGAGACACGCACCGCGUAGAGAGCGCUCGAGUGCCGGAGCUCGGAGAGAUUGGGACGUCGUCAAACCUUGAACUUGGGUUACAUAAGUAGUAAACAGUUAGGCCGCGACAGUUGUGCAUAGUAACUGCGAGGGUGUUACGGAACGGUCGUGGUGAAGAGGUCUUUCCAAAAUGAUGCAGCGGCGCAAGAUUAUCGACUUGCUGCACACCAUAUCAAGUGCAUCGUGUAAGUGUCCUGCACACGCUCAUCCUGGUACGAGUGCCCUAGAUGCAAAAGUGCUCCUGAGUUCAGCCCAAAAUGCCACGCAAUCUAAGGAUUACGCCUUUGAGAUGGCGUGUUCCACAAUUCGCUAUGGGAAAGGAGUCACCCAAGAAAUUGGAAUGGAUAUGGUCAAUAUGAAAGCUAAGAAAGUGUGUGUUAUGACUGAUCCAUACAUUGCCAAACUUUCACCUCUUAAAGUAACAGUUGAUUCUCUUACAAAGAACGGUGUUAAUUUCGAAGUAUAUGAUAAAGUUCGAGUUGAGCCUACUGAAGAGAGUUUACAAGCAGCUACAAAAUUUGCCAGGGAUGGGAAGUUUGAUGCCUUCAUUGCUGUCGGGGGUGGAUCCGUUAUGGACACCUGUAAAGCAGCUAACUUGUACUGUUCUGAUCCAGAAGCUGAGUUCUUGGAUUAUGUGAAUCCACCUAUUGGCAAAGGAAAACCUGUUACAUGCAAUUUGAAACCUCUCAUUGCUGUACCUACUACGUCUGGUACUGGCAGUGAGACAACAGGUGUUAGUAUAUUUGAUUAUGAACCCCUGAAAGCCAAAACUGGUAUUGCCAAUCGUGCAAUCCGUCCCACUUUGGGCAUUGUGGAUCCACUGCACACUUUGUCUCUUCCAGAACGUGUUUGUGCAUUUAGUGGAUUUGAUGUCCUAUGCCACGCUUUGGAAUCUUUUACUGCUAUUCCCUAUGAUCAACGUUCACCAUGCCCUCCAAAUCCCUUGCUGCGACCUGCAUAUCAAGGACAGAAUCCUAUUUCAGAUGUCUGGGCAAAAUAUGCUCUUGUAGUUAUGAGAAAAUAUUUUGAGAGAGCUGUUUACAAUAGUGAUGAUGUCGAGGCCCGGUCUAGUAUGCACUUGGCAUCAACAAUGGCGGGGGUAGGAUUUGGAAAUGCUGGUGUUCAUUUGUGCCAUGGUAUGUCAUAUCCCAUAUCGGGAAAUGUGAAAAGUUACCAACCUGAAGGCUAUAGUAAAGACCAUCCCAUUAUCCCUCAUGGACUCUCUGUAGUAAUGGGUGCCCCUGCAGUUUUCUCAUUUACUGGCCCUGCAUGUCCUGAGAGACACUUGGAGGCAGCAGAAAUGCUGGGAACUGAUGUCAGCAAUGCUAAGCGUGCUGAUGCAGGAAAGAUACUUUCUGACACUGUUCGUCGUUACAUGCAAGUCAUGAAGGUGGAUAAUGGACUUGGUGCUUUAGGGUACACAAAGGAUGAUAUUCCUGGUUUGGUGCAAGGAACUUUACCCCAGCAUCGCAUCACAAAAUUGGCACCUAGAGAACAAUCCGAGGAAGAUCUUGCCAGUUUAUUUGAGAAUUCUUUGAGUGUCUAUUAAGAGAUACUGCACUAAUUGUUUUGUAAUUGCCAGAGAUGAGAAUACGUUUUGAGACCUUUGAAAUUUAGGAUCAAUUCAAAUGAGGAAUCGCUUACAAAUCACUCACAGCUGUGUAAACAAGUAAAAAUAUGUUAUCACAUGUCAAUAUAAGCUGCUUUGUUAUUUCCUUCAGAUGUGCCAACUGCAGAAAACUUUCACAGGAAGAAAAAGUAACAUAUGAGUAGUUCAGCGAGUUGAGAAGGAAUGCUGAACAUCUACGAGUCAGUUCAAUCAAUUCAGGAAUGAAUUGAAAUAGUACAAAAAAUGUCAAAGUUCUAUUUUUGUAUUAUUCUGUAUGUGUUUGUGAACAUACAUUUUUAUAACUUUGUUUAAUUUGUCCUAGGGUUUUACACAUUUUACUAAUAGUCACUGUAUCAAAUUUCAAUGUUACAUUUCUCUGCUAAGAUAAUUUCUCCUUGAAAUAUCAGUGUAAUUGUUUUAUGACUUAGAAAGUAAUAGUUAUAUUCCGAACCUACAGAAGUGUCUAACAAACUACGACACUGACAAAAGUACAGUGUCAUAAAAUACCUUAUUGUAAUAAAUAUAACUGCAACAUGUCUAGACGUGUUUUUUCCUUUUCCUUCCAUUCACUUCCC
Messenger RNA from Gryllus bimaculatus (two-spotted cricket), 2582 nucleotides. NCBI's taxonomy places the organism in Eukaryota, Metazoa, Arthropoda, Insecta, Orthoptera, Gryllidae. The record is from the annotation of a GenBank genome assembly.